AAAAAGAGUUCUGAUUAAAUCAUGGGGAGAUCAAUUGCGCUCUUAGUUCUGAAAAUUUAGGACAAUCUGUGGUCUACAGAGUCAAUGUUAUUGUGGCCGCAAUUGCAGAGUCUAUCUGAAUAUGGAAUUCCACUGAAUCUGUCUAGCGUCACUGCUGAAGCCGAUGAGGAGCACCAGCAGAAUGUGGCAGCGGCGGCGGCAGGGAGACCUCAGCCCCAUGCCGCUGAGCGGGGAGAGGGGAUGCCCAGGCGCCGGCGGAACAUGGGGAGCAGACUUCUGGCUCAGAGGCGGUCGCAGCAGGCAGAGGAGGCCGCAGAAGACGAGAACGAUGGCGCUGAAGCAGCAGAACCCCAUGUUUCUGGGAAAAUUGGAGCAAAGAAACAGAGGAAGUUAGAGGAGAAGCAAGCCAGAAAAGCUCAGCGAGAGGCAGAGGAAGCUGAGCGUGAGGAGCGGAAGAAGCUCGAGCAAAAACGUGAUGAGGAUCGGCGCAAAGAAGAGGAGCAUCUGCGCCAGGAGGAAGAACGGCAGGAAGAAGAGAAGAGGAAGGCUAAAGAGGAGGAGGAGAAGAGGGAACAUGAAGAAUAUCUCAAGCUGAAAGAGAGUUUUGUCGUGGAAGAAGAAGGGUUGGAUGAAGCCAUGUCAGAAGAGGAGUCUCGUAGCUUCCUCACGGAACUGCUCAACUACAUUAAGAGCAUGAAAGUGGUUCUUUUGGAAGACCUGGCUUCUCACCUGGGAUUAAGGACGCAGGAAGCAAUUAAUAGAGUACAGGACCUGAUGGCAGAUGGAACACUAACAGGUGUUAUAGAUGACCGUGGCAAGUUCAUCUACAUCUCGCCAGAGGAGAUGACAGCGGUGGCCGAGUUCAUUCGCCGGAGGGGCCGUGUCUCCAUUACGGAGCUGGCUCAGCAGAGCAAUUCUCUCAUCAACCUUCAGCCCGAGGCCAGAGCUAUAGCUAAGGGAGCGGCCUAAGAAAGCCAGCUUCUCGGUUUUGGGAAAAUAAACUGUGAUGAAAAACCCA
Messenger RNA from Eublepharis macularius, 1018 nucleotides. It is a transcript of the gene DDRGK1, whose product is annotated as DDRGK domain containing 1. The record is from RefSeq and is a predicted model, not a curated record. NCBI's taxonomy places the organism in Eukaryota, Metazoa, Chordata, Lepidosauria, Squamata, Eublepharidae. The coding region runs from base 85 to 969 and encodes 294 amino acids. The transcript has 9 exons.